AUGUGGUUGACUGUGAUUUAUUGGUUGAGUUGUAUUUCGCUGACAAUUAGUGCUGAUGUGAAUCUUUAUGGUGGUACGGCUAAUGGAUGGGAAUUCGUACGGGAUUUGUUCCGUGAGAAUUUCGUGCAAGGACGAGAUACCGGUGGCUCGAUCGCGAUUUAUCAUCAGGGCCGAUUAGUAGUAGAUUUGGCUGGCGGAUGGUUCGAUGCAUCAAAGACGAAGGUCUAUGAUAACGAGACACUUCAAUUGGUAUUUUCCACAUCAAAAGGUUUAGUUGCUAUCGCUGCAGCACUUUGCGUUCAACGAGGUCUUUUGGAUUAUUCAGCACCUGUGACGCGCUACUGGCCAGAAUACGGGCAGAGAGGCAAAGAGAAUACGACUGUCGCAGAUAUUCUGUCACAUCGUGCUGGUGUGCCUAAUGUUUUGAUCUCUUCGUUCGAUCAAUAUCUGAAUUGGACAACAAUGAUCGAUUUGCUUGAACAGGAACGACCUGUCUGGAUUCCUGGACAUGCUCAAGGUUAUCAUGCAUUGACCUAUGGAUGGUUAGCUGGUGAACUCAUACGACGAGUCGAUCCACAGAAGCGAACAAUCGGAGAGUUUAUUCGAGAAGAAAUCGCCGAUCCAAUACAAACUGAAUUCUAUAUUGGUCUUCCGCAAGAAUUCGAACAACGAGUAUCACCGUUAAUUCUAACCGAUGUCGAAGGAAUCUUGAAUAGUUCCAUGUUGACAGUGUAUCGUUUCUACAAUGAAGCCCAAACACAUCAAGCAGAAAUUCCAGCUGUAAACGGCAUCACUAAUGCACGAUCGUUAGCUCGUAUUUUUGCUUCACUCAUCGGCAAUAUUGAUGAUCGAAAGGAUAGUCGAUUAUUGCAACCGGAAAUCUUGCAACAUGCCACAACAUCGAAUACAUUGCCAAAUGAAAUCGAUGCCAUCUUGCAAAUAUCAUUUCCUUUCGGUAUGGGUUUUGUGCUUUACGAACAAGAUUUCCCGAUGUUCGGACCGAAAUCAUUUGGUCAUAGCGGUAAGAUUGAUCUGUAG
This is a messenger RNA of Rotaria sp. Silwood1, 1038 nucleotides long. The record is from the annotation of a GenBank genome assembly. Lineage: Eukaryota; Metazoa; Rotifera; Eurotatoria; Philodinida; Philodinidae.